Molecule: messenger RNA, 3063 nt
Organism: Magallana angulata
Lineage: Eukaryota; Metazoa; Mollusca; Bivalvia; Ostreida; Ostreidae
Exons: 10
Coding region: 100-2130 (676 amino acids)
Biological process (GO): cGMP biosynthetic process; intracellular signal transduction; receptor guanylyl cyclase signaling pathway
Molecular function (GO): peptide receptor activity; guanylate cyclase activity
Source: RefSeq, a predicted model, not a curated record
UAUAGUCUCAUCUUGGCCAUUUAGCGCCCUUAGACCCAGGCCCCCGACUCCAGUCUUACUUCAGUCUCCCUAGGAUGUGUUAACAGAUACAGCGUACAGAUGGCGGAAGUAAGCUCAAAGAUGACGUGGCUGAAGCGUGGGGGUCGGGUUCGCCCCGGGGACGGCAAGAAGGAGCCCUCACUGGCCAGCUCCAUGGAGUCCCUGACUCAGUCCCAACUCAAUCUGGCCAUUAUGGACAUGUUGAACCUGGGGCAGAACUGGAACAGGUGUGAGGAGGUGUGCAGAGGUAACCCUAUCACUGAUGCCGGGAAGAGACAGCAGAUGGUCAAGAUGUUGGCCGUGGUGCUGAUCCCUGUGAUAGUCCUGACGGGGAUGACGGCCAACACGUUCAUUGUCUCCCUGGAGAGCUACAUCGUCUCCUCCAAAAUCAGCAGAAUUCUUUACUUCAGCAUUGAGCUGGGUAUACUACUGGGCAACAUCCAGAGAGAGCGCGACAUGAGUGCGCUGUACGUCAGUAAUAUAGAGCUGGAGACCAAGGACCUCCUCCUACAGCGCUACCCCGACACCGACAUCGCCAUCCAGAACCUGUCCUCCUGGCCCACCAGCGCCAACAUCGUCAGAGACGAGUUUCAGACCCGAGAGAAGUUUCUGUCCUAUCUCAACCGACACCGCUACCAGCUGGACUCGUACAACAGAACCAUCAAGGAGGAGCUCCAGUUCUAUUCCGACAGCAUCGAAGUCUUCAUCCAGUGGCUGUACGAAGCCAUUGUGGAAACACAAUCCGGAUCAGUCUGGAAAAGUUUGGUGGCGUAUCAGGAGAUCAUAGUGGCCAGCGAGUUUUUCGGGCGGGAGCGAGGACUUGGGGUGUCUUUCUACGCCGUUGGUCGAUUCAAUACAAGGGAUGAGUAUCUGUUAUUUGUAGAAAGCCAAGACAUUGCCAACAUCACGUUCCAGUCCUCCCGUCUCUACUCCGAACUGGCCUAUGACAUGUACGAAGCUCAGUUGAUGAGAAACGCAAACAUCAUAGAACCCAUGCAGAAAAUGAGAAACGAAAUUCGCUCCAACAGAAGUUCGUCGUCACGUGGUUCUGUGGAGCGCGCCAAAUGGUGGUUCAAUAAUAUGACGGUGUAUAUGAACGCUCUCCGGGCUACACAGAGACAACUGGCGACGAAAAUAGAUCAGCUGUUGUCGGAAAGCUCCAAUGACGAUCUGAGAAACGUGAUCACCAUCUGCAUCGUGUUUGGAGUGAUUCUGAUUAUCUGUCCUUUGAUCGUGUUCGCUGUGUAUUCGCUCACAUCGGAGAUUCAGACGUAUUCCAUAUCUAUAGCAAAUCGGACAAAAGCUCUCAAUAAGGAGAAAAAAAGAACAGACACACUUUUAUACCAGAUGUUACCAAAGUCGGUUGCAGAGCGACUGAAACAGAACGAAGUCGUUGAUGCGGAGCAGUUCAGUGAAUCCACCAUCUUCUUCAGUGACAUCGUGGGGUUCACACAGAUCUCUUCCCAGAGUUCCCCGCUGCAGGUGGUCGACAUGUUGAACAGUCUGUACCUGUGCUUUGACCAGCGGAUAGAGAUGUAUGACGUCUACAAGGUGGAGACGAUCGGCGACGCUUACAUGGUGGUGUCCGGCGUUCCUCGACAGAACGGGCGGCGGCACGCCGCGGAGAUCGCCACCAUGGCCCUGGAUCUGUUGGAACACAUCAAUCGUCUGGAAAUUCCGCACCUCCCCGGUACCAAGUUCAGACUUAGAACGGGUUGCCACUCGGGCCCCGUGGUAGCUGGAGUCGUGGGGUCCAAGAUGCCCAGGUAUUGUCUGUUUGGGGAAACUGUCAGCAUUGCGUCCAAGAUGGAGUCGCUCGGAAAAGCCAAUCGCAUUCACAUCAGCGAGACGACGUUUGAGCUGUUGGACGGGCUGGGCGGCUUUGUUAUAGAGGAGCGGAAGGACAACAUUAAGGUAAAUGCAAACGACCGUGACCUUCUCCACGCGUUCAAGGGCACGGUACGGACUUACUGGCUGUUACGCCGAGAGGGGUUCCAGUCGGAGAUUUCCGAUUCCUCCCGAGCCUCCACCCCGGAGUCCGAGGGAACACUGGAGAGGAACGCCGGCAAAACCCUGUUACAACGACAUUAACUAGAAGGCGUAACUAAGCAACAGAAACAAAUACACUACAAAUAUAUUACGUGAUAAUUUUGUGAUAAUUUCUUGACGCGUUUAUUAUCUGUAAAUUGUAUCCGAUAUAUAGUUAAUUUCUUUUUUGAUUGUUCGAUGUACGUAUUUUCAACGAAUUAAAUCAGUUAUUUCCGAUGUUGUAAGUACGUGGUGUUGAUUUAAAUGUACGUUGAAGGAUGAAACUUGUUGUUGGAAUAAGCUAUUAUUUAUUGAAACGGGUAAAUAUUGUAAACCAAUUAUCCUUAAGGAUAAACGAUUAUGCUAUACUUGUAAGUUAUUAGUCAAAAAUGAAAAAACAUAUUGAACUUUACUGUCUUGUGUAUCUUUGAUUUCAGUAUUGUGAUAUUUUGAAUGAUAAAUUAUAGGCAUACUGUGGUAUUGAUCCCAUUAAAAAAUUGUUAAUAAUUCAUGUGAUUAUAAUACUACAAUAACGUCUAUGUAUCUACUUAAAUAAAAGCUUUAUACAGAAAAAAAACAGUUCCAGGGACUAUGAAGAAUUGUAUUAAAUUUUCUUGCAUGCUACCGUAUAUCCAGGGUUUUUUUCGCGUGUCACAAAAUUUGCGAAAAUGGGGAAAAUAUGUAGCAUUUUUUUUUUUGCGUCAGUCAUUUUUUGGCGAUUUUAAAAGUUUCUUAUGGAAAAUAGUAUAGGAUAUAAUUUUUGCGUGUUCAAUAAGAGGUCGCGAAAAAAGCGAAUAAUAGAUCAUCGCGAAAAGUACCGGAUAUACGGUAUAUCCUUUAUGUUAUAGUAUGUUAUAGUAUUCUUUUGUCUGUCGAUCAUUUGAUUUCACUUUGACUGUAUGUCAACAUCGUAAUGUCAAUAAACCAUUGACAUGAAUAGUCAAUUAAACAUCUGUCAUUUUAUAAGCAUGUAAAAAUAAACAACAUAUAACAAUA